AUGACAAACUUUUUUAUUCAACAAUAUAGCAAAACAUUUAACAUGAUAAUAAGGAAUAUGAUAUUUAUUUCACAAAUUGAAGAAAAUGAAAAAAAAAAUUUGAUAAGUCAUAAAUUUAAAAAUAUAUAUAAACAAGUAGAAGUAAACAAUUGUAUACCAAAAAAAGAAAUGAUAAGUAUUAUAGAUCUUAUAGAUUCAUCAAAUGUCAUAGAUACAAAUAAAUUACUUUUAUUACUUUAUUGGUGUAAUAAUGUAACUUGUUUACCAAUAGACAGAAUAAAACUUGCAGAAUCUUUAUGGAUAAUUUUAACUGUAUGCAAUUUCAAGAUAUCAAUAGUCCAUUAUAAUAUACUUUUAAAAUUAUAUAUAGAAAAUGAACAUAAUUUCUCAAUUAUAAACUUAUUAGAGGACAUGAAAUAUAAAAAAAUUUAUCCAAAUGAGAAUACAUAUGAAAUAUGUAUUAAAUAUUAUUGUAUGAAAGGAAAUAUUAAUAAAACACUAAUGCUUCUACAUGAUAUGAGAAAGUUAAAGUUUUCUAUAUCAAAAUCUAUUUUUGAUUUAUUAAUGUUAGGAUAUUCUCAAUCUGGGUAA
Molecule: messenger RNA, 591 nt
Organism: Apis dorsata (giant honeybee)
Lineage: Eukaryota; Metazoa; Arthropoda; Insecta; Hymenoptera; Apidae
Gene: bsf
Product: leucine-rich PPR motif-containing protein, mitochondrial
Exons: 4
Coding region: 1-591 (196 amino acids)
Molecular function (GO): protein binding
Source: RefSeq, a predicted model, not a curated record